This is a messenger RNA of Triplophysa dalaica, 1550 nucleotides long. It is a transcript of the gene miox, whose product is annotated as myo-inositol oxygenase. Gene Ontology annotation, cellular component: cytoplasm. NCBI's taxonomy places the organism in Eukaryota, Metazoa, Chordata, Actinopteri, Cypriniformes, Nemacheilidae. The record is from RefSeq and is a predicted model, not a curated record. Gene Ontology annotation, biological process: inositol catabolic process. Gene Ontology annotation, molecular function: iron ion binding; inositol oxygenase activity. The transcript is spliced from 8 exons. The coding region runs from base 104 to 958 and encodes 284 amino acids.
AUGAACCCUGUAUGUGCAGCAUUGAUAAAUAGACACACAGAGACACAAGCUCCAAACACACAACAUCUACUCUCACACUGAACCAGAGAACUUAAGCUAAACCAUGAGGGUGCUGAACCUGGGGUCGGAUCCCUCUCUGGCCUAUCGGCCUGAUUGUCUUCAGAAAGAUAAAGAGGAGUUUAGAAACUUUGAGAGCGGAGAACUCUUUGACCGUGUGUUUAACACAUAUAAGCUUAUGCACACGCACCAAACGCUAGACUUCGUCAAGAAGAAGCAUCUGGAGUGGGCAAACUGCACUCACUUCAGCAUGACCAUGAUGGACAGCAUCAAUUCACUGGAUGCGCUGGUCGAUGAAUCCGAUCCCGACGUCGACUUCCCAAACUCUUUCCACGCGUUCCAGACCGCCGAGGGGAUCCGCAAGGAGCAUCCUGAUAAGGAUUGGUUCCAGCUAGUCGGUCUGAUCCAUGACAUUGGGAAAAUCAUGGCGUUGUAUGGAGAGCCGCAGUGGGCAGUCGUUGGAGACACGUUCCCGGUGGGAUGCAAGUUUCAGAAUUCAAUAGUGUUUAGAAACUCGACAUUUGAGGACAAUCCGGAUGAGAAGAACCUCGCUCUCAACACAGAAUUUGGGAUUUAUAAAGCACACUGUGGCCUGGAUAAUGUUCUGAUGUCUUGGGGACAUGAUGAGUAUUUGUACCGGGUACUGAAGUUCAACAAAUGCACCAUCCCUGAAGAGGUAAAGACACAAAAAGCACGCAACACAGCAUUUCAUUCACGAUCAAGAAGUCGUUUUCUUUUAACUCCUGCUAUAAAAAUUCCAACAAAUACUCUUUUGUUCCGGCAGGGGUUAAACAUGAUCCGUUUCCACUCCUUUUACCCCUGGCAUUCGAACGGAGACUACAUGCACCUGUGCAAUGAGAAAGAUCUGCAGAUGCUGACCUGGGUGAAAGAGUUUAAGUAAGUCUCCGGUUUCUCAAUGAAAGACCGCUGACCUUUUAUAUGAGUUUUGGCUUUGAUUUUACAGUCAGAAAAAUAACAUCAGUCUGUUUGUCUUUCCUACAACAGCAAGUUUGAUUUGUACACAAAGAACACCGAGUUGCCCGAUGUGGAGAAGCUAAAGCCCCAUUAUCAGUCACUCAUUGAUAAAUACUGUCCUGGGUUACUGCGCUGGUGAACGUCUCACCUUCAGCCGCUUCAUUCUAUCUCCUGCAAUAAACACAUUUGAACAGAUCUGAACCAAGACAUGUCUGCGAACGGGUCAAUACAUUUCCAGCAAGAACAUUUAACAAUUAUAAUAGAAAAUGUAAAAAUCUCAUUUGAAUUGUAUCGGUCUUGAUAUUGCAAAACAUAUUGUUUAUAUAGUUUUGUUAGCAAUGAGGGAAUAAAUGUAGACUUAAUAUUGUGCAUCCAUGAAUAGAUUGAAAGUAAAACAAAAUUAACAUUCAAUUAGUCGUUCAGAUUGGAGCACAAUUGCUUGGUUUGGAAUGAGCGGCACUUCUGUUAGCACGUAUUUUUAUAUAUGUUUACUAUUAAAAAUGUUACAAAACAUUAAA